This is a messenger RNA of Penicillium mononematosum, 1959 nucleotides long. Its product is annotated as putative C6 transcription factor (NirA). The transcript has 6 exons. Lineage: Eukaryota; Fungi; Ascomycota; Eurotiomycetes; Eurotiales; Aspergillaceae. Gene Ontology annotation, molecular function: zinc ion binding; DNA binding. The record is from RefSeq and is a predicted model, not a curated record. Gene Ontology annotation, biological process: DNA-templated transcription. The coding region runs from base 1 to 1959 and encodes 652 amino acids.
AUGAGCGCCGAACGUGCCCAACCGUCCAAAAGACGAUGCGUCAGCACAGCCUGUGUCGCCUGCCGCAAAAGGAAUGUGAUGGAAACCUGCCCAGCUGUGCAGCUUGUUCCUCAGUAUAUCAUACACCUUGUGUAUAUGAUCCAAACUCGGAUCACCGCCGCAAAGGCAAUAUUAAACUACGACGAAGCAGAUGCCUUCGAACUAGUACGUCAGAUUCGCUCUUGCGAUGAUCUCGAAGAUGUAGCGGCUUCGGUGAUCGCCCAGGAGAAGGGGCUCAUGUCUACGGACCAAGCAGCAAAGGAGUCGGCCAGCAAUGAGAAUAUGGCUGAGAUAGAUCAAUUCGAGUCAGAGCUGGCUGGCAAGAUGAGUGAGCUCAUGCUCGACGGUUCUCGCAAAUUUAUUGGCGGUACCUCGAACCUCAUCUUCUUGCCGCCAGGCUCUGAGCUGCACGAGUCUGCUUCAAUUCAAAACAACCUCGCCCUCAUUGCCGAUAACCAAACCCACGCUGUGAGCCGCUGGACCGAAGUCACAGACGACGACUCCCUAAUCAGCCAUCUAAUGACCAUGUACUUUACAUGGCACUAUCCGUUCUUCACUACCUUGUCUAAGAAUAUGUUCUAUCGGGAUUACAUCCGCGGAGUUUCCAGCUCAUAUUGCUCUUCGUUACUCGUCAAUGCUAUCCUAGCUCUGGGCUGCCAUUUCAGCUCGUGGCAAGGUGCUUUUGAUGAUCCUCAGGAUUUGGCAACUGCAGGAAAUCAUUUCUUCAAAGAGGCGAAGCGACUCGUAUUGGAAAAUGACGAACAUGAGAACGCAAAGCUUUGCACUGUCCAAGCAUUCGCACUUAUGUCUGUCCGAGAGGCGGGAUGUGGGCGUGAAGGAAAAGGCUGGGUCUAUAGUGGUCUCAGUUUCCGCAUGGCUUUUGAUCUUGGGUUAAAUCUCGAUUCGGCGAAUCUUGGGGCGCACAGCCUCAGCGAAGAAGAGAUUGACGCUCGGCGGAUAACCUUUUGGGGUUGCUAUCUCAUUGACAAAUGCUGGUCAAAUUACCUCGGUCGCCAGCCCCAGUUGACCUCGGCAAAUGCCAAUGUGCCCAAGUUUGAUGUGUUGCCACAGGAGGAAGCAGAGCUGUGGUCGCCCUAUACUGAUUCCGGAGUCGGUCACGAGAACACGCAACCAUCACGAACCAGGGCUGUCGCCCUCCAAAUAUCCAAACUGAGCGAGAUCAGCAGCGAUGUGCUUGUGUUUUUCUACCAUCCGACCGAACUUGAAAACUCCCAGCCCAAGCAGUCGGAACUGAAGAAACUGAGCGAUGUUCACACCCGCCUUGAGGCAUGGAAAAACAAUCUGCCCAGGGAACUGGUAGCAAAAGAAGGACAGCUACCACAAGUGCUUGUCAUGCACAUGCUGUAUCAGCUUCAGAUAAUCCAUUUAUACCGACCAUUCCUGAAGUAUACCAAGACAAAUACCCCGCUACCUUCCCAUGUCUCACCUCGCAAGAUAUGCACACAGGCCGCUGCGACUGUUUCCAAGCUGCUUCGCAUAUACAAACGAGGAUAUGGACUGAAACAGAUCUGCAACAUCGCUGUCUAUAUUGCCCACACUGCAUGCACCGUCCAUCUUCUCAACCUCCCGGACAAAAAUGCCCAGAGAGAUGUGAUACAUGGCCUCAAAAAUCUCGAAGAAAUGGCAGAGGGCUGGCUCUGUGCUCGACGUACCCUCCGCAUCCUCGACAUAUCCGCAAACAAAUGGCAAGUAGAGUUGCCACCAGAGGCAGUCUCAAUAUUUGAACGCACACAUAACAAAUGGGGAUCCUGGGGCUCUUGGGACCAGACCACUUCCCCCUCAACAUCCGACGAUUAUCCCAUCGCGCCCGUAUUACAACCCCCCUACAACUCCAAGCCGAUUUUCACCAUCUGGGCCCCAAUUCCAGAAUUCUCGCACCGGACCCAUCCCCAUGGUUGA